GGGAAAUCCUGAACAAAUGGGGAGAGAAGUCGUCUUCCGGUGACGAGAUGACUUGCUACAGAAAACUACGAGCACGAAAUAUGAGGGAAGAUAAUCAGGCAGUGACGUCUUCGGAAGAUGAACGUCAUUAUAAGUUCGUCAUUGAUGUCCAAGACUUUAUGAACGUUGGAGAGAUCAGCGUGAAGGCUGCGAACGAGAGAGAGUUGGUGGUUGAAGGUCACUUGGAGAGGAAGGAAGACGGUUCGAAGUCCAGCAAGCGGUUCCUUCGUCGGUUCAUUGUUCCUGGAGACAUUGAGCUCGAGGCUGUCAUUUCAGUCAUGUCUUCUGACGGAGUGCUUAAAAUCUUAGCUCCGAAGAGGCUUGGCCACAACCGAAAACAUGUUUCGACUGACAUGGACGAUGGCGAUGCAAUGUUUUCAAGGAAAUUCACAAGUGGGCAUCGUCUCACCGAUAACCUUUUUGGGAACAGAGAUUCAUCUUCGGAUGACGAGGAUUUUAGGACAUUUGCCAGGCAAAUCAAUGAUCGCUACCAAGUCACUUUCCAAGAUACGACGAAGAAUUUGAAGAUGGACAUUUGCUCAACAAGGAGAUAAAGAUGAAAACUGACAAGGACUUUAAAUAUGACAUUCCAAGCUUUUCAACGGAAACCAGGGUUUUAUACGUGGACAGAAGGGGUGUAUUCACUGAAGACUAUUUCUUCGCGAAUGUUCGUGACAGCUUCAGCCAAGCAGUGAGAGAAGUGCUGGAAAAGACUAAUGAAU
Messenger RNA from Penaeus indicus, 761 nucleotides. Its product is annotated as heat shock protein 22-like. Gene Ontology annotation, biological process: response to heat; protein refolding. The transcript is spliced from 3 exons. The record is from RefSeq and is a predicted model, not a curated record. The coding region runs from base 48 to 593 and encodes 181 amino acids. Gene Ontology annotation, cellular component: cytoplasm; nucleus. Lineage: Eukaryota; Metazoa; Arthropoda; Malacostraca; Decapoda; Penaeidae.